Molecule: messenger RNA, 609 nt
Organism: Balearica regulorum gibbericeps (East African grey crowned-crane)
Lineage: Eukaryota; Metazoa; Chordata; Aves; Gruiformes; Gruidae
Source: RefSeq, a predicted model, not a curated record
GAACGCCUGCUGGGCGCCAGGGAGUCGGGGCCCUGGCUCUGCGUGGACCUCGGCGUGGCCGACCGCAUGACACAGAAGGAAACAAGCCGCCUCGCCUCCCAGAUCAGGAGACUCUACGGGGCAAACAAGCGGUCCGAGAAGCCAUUUUGGCUCUGUCUGACAGAAUUUGUGGUGGGGUCAUUGAUCUAUGAGGAGUGUUUUCGCAUGAACGACGGCUUCUCCAAUUAUUUGAUGGAUACAACUGAAGAAAGUUACCUGGACCUGUUUCCUUUAGAUGCAAUUGUUUAUCUCACUCCUGACUCUGAGAAUGUCCUUGAAGAUAUUGAUCCAAAUAAAGCGUACGUCCUUGGAGGCCUGGUGGAUGAAAGCAUUCACAAGAAGCUGACUCUGCAAAGGGCACAAGAGCAGUCCUUGCAAACAGCCCGCCUCCCCAUUCGUGAGUACAUGGUGAAAACCGUUAACACCAAGAACUACCAUUCAGAGACACUGGCAAUUAAUCAAGUCUUUGAUGUCUUAUCAACUUACUAUGAGACCCGAAGCUGGCCAGCAGCCUUGAAAGCUGGAGUUUCUUCUGGAAAAGGCUAUGUGCUACCAGAUGCAGUGAAAUAA